UUAAUAAUUAUAAUUAAAAUAUGCCUGGAAGAGGUGGAGGAGGUUCAAAAUCAUCAGGAUUUGGAAGAUCAGGAGCUGGAAAAACUACAGGGUCAAGCUAUGCUAGAUCUACUAGAACUGCACCGAGGGCCCAAUCGAAGACUGAAUCGCAGUCAUCAGGAGGACUCUUUGGAGGAUCUGGUGGACUUGGAGCAACAAUGGCCCAAGGAGCUGCGUUUGGAGUAGGAAGUGGAGUAGCUCAUGCUGCUGUUAAUUCUGUACUUGGUGGAGGGAGUAGACAUGGAGGUGAUUCUUCAUCUGCUAGCUCUGGUGACAAUUCAGCUAGUACUACUGGCUCUGGUAGUUCGCAAAGUUAUUACGAUGGAACACAACAGUCUCCAUGCCAAUCUUUCAAUGAGAUGUUCUUAAAGUGUUUACAGUCAAAUCCAGAGACUAUUGGAACUUGCCAGAAUGAAAUGGAUUCUCUAGUUGUAUGUGAGAGGGAUAAUGCUAAUAUUGUUUAA
Moneuplotes crassus is the source of this 503-nucleotide messenger RNA. NCBI's taxonomy places the organism in Eukaryota, Ciliophora, Spirotrichea, Euplotida, Euplotidae. The record is from the annotation of a GenBank genome assembly.